This is a messenger RNA of Parascedosporium putredinis, 3006 nucleotides long. The record is from the annotation of a GenBank genome assembly. Lineage: Eukaryota; Fungi; Ascomycota; Sordariomycetes; Microascales; Microascaceae.
AUGUCUUCGGCAUCCUUUUACGACGGCCAUACCGCGGCCGCCGCCGGUGCGUUGCCCCCGCAGCCCGGAGCUCACCACCGCAGCUUUUCUGGGGCCGAGGCUCUGGAUUCUGGGCACCUUUCGCCGCACUAUCGCUCCCGGAGCAACUCCGUCCUGUCAAAUCAUCAGGCCGAUACCCAUACGCCGGCAGACUCCCUGUCCACCAUGGACCACUACCAAUCUAGUGAUUUUGGCGGAGAUGAAGAUCCCUUCUUUGGUGUCGAUUUCAGCCGCGAGGGUGGCGGCACACCGACCUUUCUUGAAGACUCCUUCGUCGCCAUCAGCCGCUCAAACAUCAGGUCGGAAGCGCACUUUCACCUCCCCGCCAACAUCUCAGCCCAGCUCAAACGCUUCCAGAUGACGCCGACCGUGAGCGACCACUCGAGCGACGAUGAGCAACAACCCACAGCCGUCAAUGCCCCUACCCUGCUCCAGAGCCCUCUCGUGACUAUUUCCGAUUGGGGCAAGGGACCAACGCCUCUGUCGCACGCUGUUGAGCGCUCUUUUGAACUGGAUACGCCAGCUCGGCCGCCCUCGUCUCACAGUACGCCUGGCGAUCUGCUGUCGGGUCCUCCUCCGCCCAUACCCGGCCCUUUUCGUAACAACUCAGGCACCUGGCUUCGGGAAUCCAUGGCAGGCCCGGGAGGUCUGGGCCCGGAGAACCGGCCCCGAACAGCAACAGAAAGCGUGAACUCUAUCGUGUCUAAACGAGAGAUUGAGGAGCGCAAGAAGGUUGUCGCCAGUUGGCUUGACCAGAGCACGGAGCAGUCCCACAUCCCCACGAAUGACCCCCGAACGAGCCUUGACGGGAUCGUUCGCAUGGGAGAGAAUGAGGAUGACGGGAUCCCACUCGGCGAUAAGACGGAGAACAGAUUUCUUCCAGAUCAGACCUACUUUCUCGGUGGGGCCGGAGCCAUGACGGCGGAGGAUCUCGAAAUAAUUUACUCUGGUCGCAACUGGGCCGACGCGCCCCAGAUCCACCCCAUCCGCAGAGGCGAAGGAUCAGGCGGCUUCCAGCCCGAAUCGUCUCGGGAUGCGAUGAUGCGGUACGAGCGCAUGUGUCGCGAUAAUGAUUCUAUCAUAUCAGAUACGGCAACAUGGGGAACCCGGCCCCAGAGUGUGGUCGCCGUGACAGACCGAGACAUUGAGGGCUUGAGUGGCAACCUACUAAAGAAGCUAACAAUCAGCCGAGGAGACCCCCGCAGGACAAGCGGCGGGCUCCUGAGCGGAAUCCGAACCCUUGUUAAAAAGCCGAGCGCGACCCUAAAGCGGUCGCUAAGUGGCCACGACGAAGCGAGCUUCACUAACUCGUCUGGCGAAAAGGCUGACUCGACUGCGCGCCUGGCCCCGCCGACGCGAACCUCGAGCUGGGGAAAGAAGCAGACUCCCAGCAUCAACACGGCGCUUGUGUCAAUGGGGCAGAGUGUCGCUGCCGUAGGGGCUGGCCAGGCCAGCCAGGCCCACGGCCGCAGCGGAUCCAUCAGCGCAACUUCUGUGACGUCGCCCAAAAGCCCCUUUGGCGGUCUGGUGGCGAAGACUACGACGACUAUCCGGCCCCGGAGCAAGUCAGAUCUGCCAAGGGCUAGUACUAGGCUGCACCCUGGCGGGCCAUCGACGUUGGCCGGCCUCUGGAGGAAAAAUGGCGGUCCUCCCGUGGGCACCAUCGCCACAUCAACCAUAACCGUAGCGCACGAUGCCGAGGAGGAAGACGACGAUGAUUACGACUUGGACGAUCACGACAUGAGAAUGGAGCCGUCCGACUCGAUGGAGUCCAUCGUUCCGACCUACGAAGGCUUCAAGGCACACAUUCUGCGACUCAACCCGGGUUUGAGCCCGGAUCAUUACUUGGUAGAGCGGAUCGCGAUGCAGCAAGUCACCAGGUACAAGCACCUGCUAAGCGCCAAGGUCAAGCACCUGCAGCAGGGCCGAGGUCUUCCGGCCAUGAUGGAGUGCCAGCUGUGUUUCCAGGCCAAGAAAUUCCAGAAGCCAUCGGACUGGACCAAGCACGUGCACGAGGACGUGCAGCCCUUCACGUGCACGUGGGAAGGGUGCAAGGAGCCCAAGAUAUUUAAGCGCAAGGCGGACUGGGUGCGGCACGAAAACGAGGGACACCGCCACCUAGAUUGUUGGGAUUGCGACGUGGAUGACUGCGCGCACAAGUGUUACCGACGGGAUAAUUUCUUGCAACACCUCGUCCGCGAGCACAAGUUUGUGGAGCCCAUCCACAAGACCAAGGGAGCGCUCAAGAAGUUUGGCGGCAACGACCCCACGUGGAAAAAGGUUGAGCAGUGCCACGUCCUAUCGGCAAAGAAGGCAGAGGAAGAGCCGUGCAAAUUCUGCAAUAGAAAGCUCCCGUCGUUCAAGAAGUUGACGGUCCAUCUAGCCAAGCACAUGGAGCAGAUUAGCCUCCCAAUCUUGCGCCUCGUGGCGGCGGCAGAGGUCACGGCCGACACAGUCGUUAGUCCGGUACAGGGCCCGCCGCGCCCGGGAUUCGGGUUCCACUCUCCCGGGGCUGGCACGCCAAUGCCUUUAUCCGGCUACAUGGUUUCCGGGUCGAGCGCCAACGACGGCCCUGGACACCACUCUACGAUGGCGACGACGACGGUACCGAUUCCCUACCAAAUACGAACCGAUGCCGCCUUCGAGUAUGACAUGAACUCGGGUUUGAGCACGGGCUCCUUCCAAGACUCGUUGUACCUCGGCGGCCAGUUUGGCGGAAACGCGAUGGAGAGCGGCAUGGCCACGGGCGGGCGGCAGCACAAUAUGGCAAACUACAGCGGCAAUCACGGUGCAUUGUAUGGGCAGACAUCCCCGGGCACGCGUCCCUUCACCCAACGCCAUCGAUCCAGCGAGUUCAAAGUCUUCCGAUCGAUACUACCUCGUAUCUCGACAGCGCCACCGGCGGUGGCCCGUACAUCGCGGUGCCCCCGGCAGGAGAUCUCUUUGGCACCAGCUCGGCAGGGCUAG